CCGUCCAGCCUGUAAUCUUUCCCACAUGUUCCUUAUUUUUCCUUCUUUCACUCCCUGUAAAGGAUCACAGUUUCCUUACCUCCCUCUAUCCACCCACAGCCUCUUUUUUGUUCUGCCACACACAGUACUCUCACUCCUUCAAGACACAGACUACGCUCUGCGUGGACACAGCACAGUUCUCUGCAGGACAAGACCAGGCCUCUGAGCUCUGAACUCUGCAGUUUCAAGAUGAACAAGGAAUAUGGGAAUGGCACGCAUGGUGUCUCCCAAAUGCAGCAAAGCAGGAUGUGGAACCCUGUGCUUCUCGUAUUUGUUGUUGUGUGCUGCUCAGUGAUACCCUCUGUGAUUGGAUGUAAUAAAGCUCUCUGUGCAAGUGAUGUCAGCAAAUGUCUGCUGCAGGAGCUGUGUCAGUGUCAGAUGAAGGAAGGGAGAUGUCCUUGCUGUCAGGAGUGCUCGCUGUGUCUGGGCAGUGUGUGGGAUCAGUGCUGUGACUGUGUGGGUUUGUGCAGUGAGGAUAAGAAAGCCCGGAGGCAUUCCGCUCGAAGGAGUUCUCUAGAGGAGCUCCCUGUGCCUGUUCCCUCUCUUUUCCGAGCUUUGAGUGGAGUACAGGAAGGGGAUCCAAGCCUUGGGUGGAGUGCUCACUCAUUGACAGUUUCUGAAGAGUUUACGCAGAAAUCUCACAUGGACCACAUUCUGCUUGGGGAUGAUUCAGUUGUGCCUUCUCCUCCAUUGGUGAACAUGUCUGGACUCUGCACGGCGCUGUACUUUAACACUUGUAUGUCCAUGAGACACUGCCAUCAGUCCUGCGAAUCCGUUGGAUCCUCCAGAUAUCGCUGGUUCCAUAAUGGUUGCUGUCAGUGCAUUGGACCUGACUGUUAUGGAUAUGGAAGCAAAGAACCAUUGUGCCUCCAGUGCCAUCCUUAAGGCCUACUGUGAGAAUGAAUGUUCACAUAUAAUGAGAAAGGAAGACACUGUAUAGAAGAGGAUGGAAUCAAUUCCAGAGCAGGAAUCCUGGCAGUAAUGGGCAGGGCAGAGCUUUUCAUCAUGUUGUGUAUGGUUUCAUCUCAUAAUGCACUUAAUAGGAGACUUUAAAAAAGGAAUCAUCAAAGCCCUAACUGACACAUUUUCUUACCAUGUCUCCAUGAUGCCUGGACGAUGGUAUUUCGAACCAUGCCAGUAUGAUUAAUUGGGAUAUAAGAAGUGUUUUCCUUAUGAUAAUCUGCUUAUGUAUUCUUCACACAUAAUUUAACCACAUCUCGAACUCCAUGCCCAGAAGACACAAACCCAGUGUGAGAUUUCCUACAUUCGCUUUGCAAUCUACUUACACAUACACAGGAGACCUAUCCAUUGGCUACAUUUGAUCUCUAUCCAAGAUGCAUUCCAUAUUCUAUGAUAUAAUAGUCUAGGUCAGUGUGUCUUGUUUUUCCCCAACAAGUCUGUAUACAAGAAAUCACAAUUUUCAUCUACAUUAAAAGAGGAAUAAACUGUAGUUACAUCAUAUGAACAUUAGAAAUGCCUUAUUAUUAACUUAUGAAAUGACUAAAUAAUGAUUUAAUUCACUCUAUUACCUAGUAGCCAAGACUGACAAUUACAAAGGUUUUGUUACACUAAUGUACCCUGGCCGCAGGUAAACCCCAAAUACGUGGAGGAUUAUUCACUAAUGUGUGAAUUUCUUUCAAUUCACCUUACUCAAUAACCCUUUUAGAUGUGAGUAUUAUUUAUAGACAGCAGAGAAAUAUUAAAGGGCCCAAUUACUUUUUCUUGGUUGUUUCGUUGUAACUAUAUGAUAGCUCAAGGACU
This is a messenger RNA of Pelobates fuscus (common spadefoot toad), 1800 nucleotides long. Its product is annotated as twisted gastrulation protein homolog 1-A-like. The transcript is spliced from 5 exons. Gene Ontology annotation, biological process: regulation of BMP signaling pathway. Lineage: Eukaryota; Metazoa; Chordata; Amphibia; Anura; Pelobatidae. The record is from RefSeq and is a predicted model, not a curated record. Bases 229 to 924 code for a protein of 231 amino acids.